AUGGCUAGUGGUUCAACAUUAAAUUGUUCUCAUCUUGAACAAUCUCCCGCUGAAAUUUUUCUUGAACUAUUUAAAUAUAUACCAUUACAUCAAUUAUAUUAUGGUUUUUAUAACCUUAAUCAACGUAUCAAUGAUAUUCUUCAUUCAGUAACUGAACUUUCAUUAACAUUAAAUAAACCAGAAGAUAUUGAUGAUGCGGCAGUGGAUUUUUUUGCAUCAAGUAUUUAUCAUCUUAAUGUGCAACAUUCUAGUGCUGUAAAAUUCAAUCGCUUUCCAUCGUUACGUUCAAUUGUAUCGUUGCUUCCACGCGAUCGACAGUUACGUUGCAUAAAAUCAAAGGAUUUACCAAAUUUAACUCAUUUAACUCUUCGCUUUGCGGCAAUUUGGGAUUGUGAAAUCAUGGGACGAGUAUGUCAACGGAUUAUUUCAAAUCAAUUUCCUAAACUGCGUUAUUGUUCUUUGUGGCCACCAGUAUUUGACAUUGAAUCAGUCAUAAUUCAAACACCAUUAUUAACACAUAUAGAAUUAAACGAAGGAAAUCUAGACGAUCUUUGUGUAGUAUUGAAUUCAUGUCCAAAUUUAAAAUAUUUGAAAAUGCUUGUUUCCAUAUAUGCAAAAGCUCCGACUAAACCUAUUCAAAGCUCAUCUGUGAAACGACUUAAUGUUUCGUUUAUUUGUGGUGAUCCAAAUUGGCUUGACAAUUUCGAUCAUCUACUUUCAUUAUUACCAAAUAUUAAACGAUUAUUUUUCCAUGCAUGUGUUGUACAAAUGGAUUUCAAUCGAUUAUCUUCUAUAUUGAACAAACGACUUUUACAUUUACGCUAUUUUCAAUGCGAAAUACAUUCUAUUAGAUUUCCUAUUAAACUUAAUACUUUACGACGAUAUCAUUCACUAUUCAACAAUAUUGAUUUAGAAAAUAUUGACGAUAACGAUUGUCGAUGUGAUGGAUUAAAGAUUUGUAUAAAUGGCGAGAAAAAAGACUAG
Messenger RNA from Rotaria socialis, 984 nucleotides. Lineage: Eukaryota; Metazoa; Rotifera; Eurotatoria; Philodinida; Philodinidae. The record is from the annotation of a GenBank genome assembly.